UAUGGCGUGUUUCGUGUCAUAAUUGUCAUUUUUAAUCCUCUAUAAAAUGCUUGAAUGUCUCUACUGAUCCUUCACUACAAGGCCGCUGCGCCUCGCUCGCUCAGCUGCUUUGGUGUAGCGGUUGUGUAAAUUGAUACGUAAAUUUUACGUUAGCUUGCUAGUUGAAGGAAAUAACAUAUUGUAUUGUGCUUGUUGUGAAUGGAAUUUUAUCUUUUCUCGUCGGGCUGAAUUAGCGGAACAAAUACUGCUUCCCUAGGGAGUUCAAGUCCAGUUGGCUCUUUAUCGUCGGAGGACCAUGACUUUGACCCAACAGCAGAAAUGUUAGUUCAUGAGUAUGAUGACGAGAGGACUCUUGAAGAGGAAGAGUCUCAGGAGGGAGGGAGGAAUUUCACCUCCGAGAUUGCAGAUCUUGAAAAGGAGGGGAAUAUGCCUUUGGAGGAACUUUUUGCCAUCUAUCGCUACGAGGCCUCAGCAGGCUCCAGUAUAGACAGCUCAUCGGGAGACCUGACUGAUGAGCUGCCUGACAUGACUCUGGACAAGGAGGAAAUAGCUAAGGACUUGUUGUCUGGGGACUAUGAGGAGGAGACUCAGUCCUCAGCUGAUGAUUUGACCCCCUCCGUCACUUCCCAUGAGGCUACCGACUUCUUCCCACGAACACUUCGAUCAAACGCCAUUUCUGAUGGCGAUAAGGAGUCAGAGUGUGAUGAAGAUGGCCCGAGCCCGGAAGACUCCAGAAAGGAAAUCAUGGUGGGGUUGCAGUAUCAAGCAGAGGUUCCUUCUGGCCUGUGUCACUACAAAGACGAGGAGAAAGUUUAUGAGGAUGAAGAUGAGUUAUUAUGGAGCCCAAGUAAACUUCCCGAAAGCAAGGUUAGGACUUUCCUGUGUGACGUGUUAUCACGGACUACAAAUGAAAAGACCGGAUCUGACAAACCAUGGCUGCACGUCCGAGAUGAUGAGCAGGCUUUAUGUGAGCUUGUCAAGUGCAACUACAACAUCCGCGAAGCACUAGAAAGGCACUGCAGCCGAGUCAAGUCUUCAAAAGAAACGUCACCGCCGUGGUCCGAAGAGGAAUGCAAGAACUUUGAGCAUGCACUACAGAUGUAUGACAAGAAUUUUCACCUCAUACAGAAACAUAAAGUCACAACACGAACAGUAGCUGAAUGUGUGGCCUUUUACUACAUGUGGAAGAAGUCUGAGCGCUUUGACAUCUUUGUGCAGCAGAAUCGAUUUGGGAAGAAAAAGUACAGCAGCUAUCCCGGUGUAACCGACCUGAUGGACAGGCUGGUGGAUGAAGCCGAGGGACUGGCGGUGGAUAGUUCCUCCUCCGUGUGUUCAGGAGCCGGCGGAGGAGGCCGACUGGAGACCACCACGGAGCAGCAGCUCAGCCUGCUCAACUCCAUCACUGCCAGCGACCUCACAGCUUUGAGCAACACUGUAGCCACAGUGUGCAACCCCGCAGAGGUGGGCUGCAUGGACUCCUACAGCUUCGGGUCCCUGAACCACGACGAACCCCUCGGCUACCCGUCCAAUGGCGCAGACCCCGACUGCCUCAACAUGCUCGACGGCGGCUUCUACCACUCUGAGCUCGGCCAGCUCGGGGGAGUGUGCGUCAGCAAGGACUGUGAGCGGCCCUCCAAGAGACUCAAGAUGGCCCUGCCUGACUCCUUCAUCAGCGACGUGUCCGUGGCUAACCUCGGAGUGGACUUUGAGGCGCGGCGGACGACGACGCAUCACCACCGGAUCACCGGCGCCAAAAUGGCGGUGUCGGUCACGGACUUCGGGAGUUUGGCCGGCAGCGGCGAGCCCAACGGGUUCCUGGGAGCGCACGCACGGCACCACACACAGCACACUGCAGCACUUCAGUCCGAGUGAUCUUCUUCCUCGUCUUCACCCCUCGCUCUUCCCUUUUGAACCCUUUAUCCCACUUGUACAUAAGACUGACCUCACUGGAGAAUCCAAUUUGUUAAAAAAAAUAUUAUAUAUAUAUAUAUAUGUGUAUAUAUUACUUUUUUGUUUUCAUUUUUUGUGUAAUAUGACAUCAGUGAUGUCUAUCAUAUAGAACUAAAGUCUUGAUUUCUCUCAAGAGUUAAUAGCCAUUUAUUUUAUUCUCGUUUUGCGCUCUUGAGAUGUGUAACGUCCGUGUGCGGGGGGGCCCGCCGGCUGCAGGAGGAGAGCUGAGUAUCUUACUUCUUCACGUCUUCAGAGCCGCAGUGUGUAAUCCUGCCAUUUGUUUCAGCUGCCAAAAGUGGCUCCGUCUUCUGCCUCUGUUCUCUGUGUUUAGUUGCUCGUCUCUGUGGGUUGAAGUGGUACUUUUUUUUUUAAACUGAAGAGUUUGGUUUACAGGUACUUUUUAGAAGCCAGGCUGGUGCAAAUGCUAAUUAGUCCCUUAAAUAAGCGUGGCUAGAUAUUGUAUGAAGAGCAACACUAGCAUGGAGAUUAGCUAGGAGGCUGUUUAAGGUCAGCAGCUAAGGCUUUCCACUUUAGGUUCCUUUUUUCUUCUACUUUUCUCCUGGGGAAGUGUGCAGUUAACCAGUUAAUUUACUUUCUAAACCGUUUGAAACAGCUAAACUGAAACAUUUGAUAUAUUUGUGUUGUAUCCCAUUCAUAAAAAGCCCUGAUUGAUCAUUUUUCUUUAAAAUGUUAAACAACUAAUGAAGAAAAGCUGUGCAGAGUGACAUAAUCUGUUAUUGGGUGUUUUUACGGUUGGAUACAGUUAUUUUGAAAAGUAAAUCUGGACUCUUCCUGAAAAGAUAUUGGUCUUAAAAACUAACCAUGACAGCAAUAUUGUUGGUUAAUCAAGUUACUUAGACAGUUGCUGUAAAGUGUGUAUUUAUUACCUAUACGUAAGCUUUGUGAGGUUAAGUUGAAUCCAUUCCGUCAUGCUACACUAAUGCAAGUUUAAUUGAACGCGUCCUUUUAUUCAGUAAAACAUAAUGUCCGAAUAUGCUCUUAAAUUAACUAAUGCCAUUUCCCAGCCACUUAGCAAACUGCUAGCAGUAUUAUCUCUUUAUUUAAAGCCACUUAGAUUUUGUAUUCAAUCUCUGCCUUGUUAUCUAGUCAACGGUUUCCUGCAGUCCAGUAGCAGAAAUGAAGCUGUUGUCUCUUGACUGAAGUCCAGAAUUGUGAAUUUUUAAAUGUUUUGAUUGGAUGCAGUAGUAGUGUUUACUUAAUUUAUCUAUGCAUUGUGCUAUGAAUAAUUAGUUUGUUUCAGGGGUACAUCAUGUUUGUCAUGUCCUUCGAUGUAGUAAUUCACCGUUAAGUGUGUACAGACAGGAUUAAUGAGUUUAUUCACUUCUGCAUUUCAUGUAAAUAUUUAGCAAAUAGCCUUUAAAAAGUCUAUCAACUGACCUCUUACACUUGUGAAUCUAUGUUCAUAGAAAAGUUUUAAUUUGAUUCCUUGACAAAAAGGCAAUAAUUUGUAGAUAUGUACAGAUCUUUUGGGUUUUGCAUUUUGCCAGUUGGUGUUUGAAUAUACUUUGUCUCUUUGGAAAGCCCUGAUCCCCAGGACCCAGCUGUAACCACGCAUGCCGGCUCUGUCUGUUUUCCCAUUGUACCACUGAAAAUGGCUUUACCUGAAGACUUCUUGAUAUUACCCAAUGUUGCAAUUUUGCCUUCAAAACUUGCAGCCAUGUGUAAAAGACGCUGAUCUCUCUCCUUUUUGUUUUUCCUCCAUAUCUAUCUUUGUCUUGAUGGUAAAGGGAUGGCUGCUGUUCUAAGUAUGUGGAGCGUUGGUUUCUCUUUUAAUGCAAUGUGCAUAAUGCAGUAGGUCCUCAAAGCUCUUCUGGCUUUAGCAGUGCAGUGAUAUUUAUUUCACCUGUGGUUUGUACAAAGACUCAGAAAAACUGUCAGAAUGUAAAGGCCAUUAAGUAGUAGAAGUAGGUUUUCACCACCCUGUGAACUCUCGAAAAAUGUGAUAUUUUAUUGAUAUCUCCGGUAUGAGACGUGUGUGCAAGAAAGCACUAAACAAAUUAAUUUUAUAUUUUGUAUUGUGUUUGGAAGUUUAAAAAGGAAUAACAAGUAUAGCAGUUGUGGUUUUGAAGAACUCAAGACCUCUGAUGAAAACAAAAAGUCCUUUGUGAAUAAAAAAAACUACAACUCUUAAAAAUGUAUAUCCAGAAAUAUAGACAAUCAAAACUUCAAUAUGAGAAAUGUUCAAGAAGCUAUCUAUUGUUUAUAAGAAUUGUACAUAAACAUUGAGUUUUCUUUUUCUUUUGGUUAAACAUUUUGUAUUUCUGUUGUACUUUAAUACCUUGUGUACAGAUCCAGAAAUAAAGCUCUGGAAAAGGUGCAGAA
Pungitius pungitius (ninespine stickleback) is the source of this 4293-nucleotide messenger RNA. RefSeq names its product mesoderm induction early response 1, family member 3 b (gene mier3b). Gene Ontology annotation, cellular component: nucleoplasm. Gene Ontology annotation, biological process: negative regulation of transcription by RNA polymerase II. Gene Ontology annotation, molecular function: transcription corepressor activity; histone deacetylase binding. The record is from RefSeq and is a predicted model, not a curated record. NCBI's taxonomy places the organism in Eukaryota, Metazoa, Chordata, Actinopteri, Perciformes, Gasterosteidae. Bases 319 to 1872 code for a protein of 517 amino acids. The transcript has 13 exons.